Molecule: messenger RNA, 3090 nt
Organism: Juglans regia (Persian walnut)
Lineage: Eukaryota; Viridiplantae; Streptophyta; Magnoliopsida; Fagales; Juglandaceae
Product: chloride channel protein CLC-d-like
Exons: 22
Coding region: 297-2774 (825 amino acids)
Biological process (GO): chloride transport; transmembrane transport
Cellular component (GO): membrane; intracellular membrane-bounded organelle
Molecular function (GO): voltage-gated chloride channel activity
Source: RefSeq, a predicted model, not a curated record
ACAAAUACACGGGGAGACGGAGAGAGAGAGAGAGAGAGAGAGAGAGAGUUGUCAAGGUUCAACGCCACUUCUCAAUCAUCUCUUCUCUUCUCUAGGCAAUUUCUCAAGUCUUCUCAUUGUAUUUUUGGAGUAAACGAUUCUUCAAUCUUUGAUCUGCUUCUCUUCGCUUCUCGGAGACUCAACUUCGAAAGCCGCAACGGAAUUCAAUUCUCGAAGAAGACUUUGGGAAUUGGAUUCCAAGGGAUAUGUUAGGUUUGUGAACUUAGGGUUUAUAAUUUGAUACGCACUGGUCAAUCAUGCUCUCUAAUCACCUGCAAAAUGGAUUCGAGACCGCGAAGAUGGUGUGGUCGCGGCUCCCGAACGCCGAGGAAGGCGACCACGGGGAUACAGGGCUCUUGCGUAAGAGUGAUGGGAGUGGCGUCGAGAGCCUCGAGUACGAAGUCGUCGAGAAUCACGCCUAUUGGGAAGAGCAGGAGCAGAGAGGGAAGAUUUUUGUUGGAUAUUAUGUGGUGGUGAAGUGGUUCUUUGCUUUGCUCAUUGGCAUCGGUACCGGAUUAGCUGCAGUUUUUAUUAAUCUUUCUGUUGAGAACUUUGCCGGCUGGAAGUUUGCAUUGACUUUCUCUAUAAUACAAAAAUCAUAUGUGGCUGGGUUUAUCGUAUAUGUACUAAUCAACUUAGUUUUAGUCUUGUCCUCUGUGUAUAUCAUAACACAGUUUGCACCAGCUGCAGCUGGAUCUGGAAUUCCUGAAAUCAAAGGAUAUUUGAAUGGAGUUGAUAUUCAUGGCGUUCUUCUCUUCAGAACCUUGAUUGGGAAGAUAUUUGGAAGCAUUGGAUCAGUGGGAGGUGGUCUAGCUUUAGGCAAAGAAGGUCCUCUUGUUCAUACUGGUGCUUGUAUUGCUUCUUUGCUCGGACAAGGUGGAUCCACCAAAUACCAUCUGAGUUCAAGAUGGUUGCAAGUUUUCAAGAGUGAUCGUGAUCGCCGUGAUCUUGUGACAUGUGGGUGUGCAGCUGGAGUUGCUGCAGCCUUUAGGGCUCCGGUUGGUGGUGUAUUAUUUGCAUUGGAAGAGGUUACAUCUUGGUGGAGGAGUCAACUUAUGUGGCGUGUCUUUUUUACUUCUGCUGUUGUGGCUGUUGUGGUGCGUACUGCAAUGGGGUGGUGUAAGAAUGGAAAUUGUGGACAUUUUGGCUCUGGUGGCUUCAUAAUAUGGGACACAUCAGAGUUAGCAUCUAUACUUCAGCUUUUCUAUGUUCAUCUGUCUCAAGGUUUUGCUCCUUUUCUGACCAAUCCUAUUCCCAGUGGUCAAGAAGACUACUCUUUCGAGGAGUUACUUCCAAUGGCAGUUAUCGGAGUUAUUGGAGGUCUGCUGGGAGCAUUGUUUAAUCAGCUUACUCUUUAUAUAUCUUAUUGGCGCCGAAAUCAUUUACACAAGAGAGGGAACCGAGUCAAGAUAAUUGAAGCAUGCCUUGUCUCCCUGAUAACCUCAUUCAUUUCCUUUGGAUUACCACUUCUAAGAAAAUGUAGUCCAUGCCCUGAAGCAGAUCCUGAUUCCGGUAUAGAAUGCCCAAGGCCUCCUGGAAUGUACGGGAAUUAUGUAAAUUUUUACUGCAGUAAGGAAAAGGAAUACAACGACCUUGCUACUAUUUUCUUCAAUUCUCAGGAUGAUGCUAUUAGGAAUCUGUUCAGUGCAAAAACCGUUCAUGAGUUCAGUGCCCAAAGUUUAUUGACCUUUUUGGUUAUGUUUUAUGCCUUAGCUGUGGUGACAUUUGGUACUGCUGUUCCAGCUGGUCAAUUUGUACCUGGAAUAAUGAUAGGAUCAACAUAUGGGCGUCUAGUCGGCAUGUUUGUUGUUAACUUUUACAAGAAGCCCAACAUUGAAGAGGGAACAUAUGCUUUACUGGGAGCUGCUUCUUUUCUUGGAGGGUCGAUGCGGAUGACGGUUUCUCUAUGCGUCAUUAUGGUUGAGAUAACAAAUAACUUGAAACUUUUACCCCUUAUCAUGCUCGUUCUUCUUAUUUCAAAGGCUGUUGGUGAUGCUUUUAAUGAAGGUCUAUAUGAAGAACAAGCACGACUCAAGGGCAUUCCAUUACUGGAAUCGAAACCUAAGUACCAAAUGCGAAAAAUGACUGCAAAGGAGGCUUCUGGACAAAGGGUGGUCUCCUUCCCUCGUGUUGUUAAGGUUGCAGAUGUAGUUUCUAUUUUACGGAGCAACAGUCAUAAUGGUUUUCCUGUGAUUGAUCAUACAAGAACUGGGGAAACACUUGUCAUUGGACUUGUGCUUCGCAGUCAUUUGCUGGUACUUCUGCAGUCUAAGGUAGAUUUCCAGCACAGUCCAUUGCCCUGUGAUCCUAGACCUGGAUCCAGGCCUAUCAGGCAUACCCCUAGUGAAUUUGUCAAACCUGCUUCCAGUAAAGGAAUAUCUAUAGAUGAUAUACAGCUUAGUCCAGAUGACUUGGAAAUGUACAUAGAUCUUGCCCCAUUUUUGAAUCCAUCUCCAUACAUUGUGCCUGAAGAUAUGUCUCUGACGAAGGUAUAUAAUCUUUUCCGCCAACUAGGUUUGAGACACAUAUUUGUUGCACCUCGUCCAUCUCGUGUGAUUGGCCUGAUUACCCGAAAGGAUUUGUUGAUUGAGGAUAACGAGGAAUCGGAUACAGUGGAGCUCCAAUCGACUAGUGUAAGAAUUCGGCACGGUGAUACAAGUGUGUCCACGGGGAGUUGGGAUGCAGAAAGACCGCUUCUCAAUGGUCUUCUGCUCCAAGCUCGUACAUCCAGCUGAUGUUGCCGUCCAGCCGUCCUGGAUUACAUAAUUUUGUGUUUAUCCCUGAAAUCUAAUUGUUUCUCCCAUUUUGUCUUUACAAAUAUAUCAUGAAGCGUGUAGGUCUAGAAUUGUUAAUUGAUUAUUCUUCCCUAGGAUUAAUGGAUCACACACCUAUCUGAAUUUUGUAUCAUAUACAACCGAGAAGGAUGAUGACUUGGCAGAUUAGUUGAGCAAGCUCUUUUCAUGAUUAAAAUAACAUUAUAUACUAAUUGAGCUACGGUGGAACUAGAGAGUGAGCGAGGGAGGGGUUAAAAUAAAGGUCGUGGGUUCUUUU